AUGCAGGUCAACUUCAAAAUUUUGAUGAGCUUUUUGGCACUCUACAUUUUCCCUAUUCUUGCAACAGGAAAUCUAUUACCACGCGUGUCCCCAGCUCGUUUUAGAAGAAAUGCCUUGUUUGAAAGACGGGGCUCCCUGCCAACUGGGGCAUUUGCACCCUCGAAGCUGGGUACCCGAGACGUGACCAGCCAGUGCUCGACCAAUUUUCGUAUUGGCAGCGCUAACGGGGGCACGAUAAUUGGCCAGGUCACCGUUGACGUUGACGUUACCACAAAAAGCAUUACUGUUAACUACCCAACAGCACCUUCUGGGGCUACAUACCAGGAAGCCCAUUUCUAUGUCGGGACUACACCUCCUACAGGCGGUAAUCCUGGUGGGUUUCCAUAUAGCGCUAGCUGCUCUGGGACGACAUGCACCCUUCAUGUUCCAGGCCCCUUAUCCUUCAUUAAUUGUGGGGCUAAACUCUACUUUGCCGCUCAUGCUGCUCUCAACGGACGUAAUGGCGGUACAGGAUGGGCUUUAGGAACCUGCUAUGACUGCAAUAAAUGCGGGACAGCAACCUGUCCUAAUUAUUGGUCUUGCGACAUUACAUGCCCGACCACAACCACCACAACCACCACUACUACCACUACUACGACUGAGCCAACUACUACUACCACUGAGUCAACUACUACCACUACUACGACUGAGCCAACUACUACUACCACUGAGUCAACUACCACCACUAGUACGACUGAACCAACUACUACUACCACUGAGUCAACUACCACUACUACCACUGAAGAAACAACUACUACUACUGAGCCUACUACCACUACUACCACCGAGGAAACUACCACUACUACCACUGAGGAAACUACCACUACUACUACGACUGAAGAAACUACCACUACUACUACUGAACCUACCACUACUACUACCACUGAGGAAACUACCACUACUACUACGACUGAAGAAACUACCACUACUACUACUGAACCUACCACUACUACUACCACUGAGGAAACUACCACUACUACCGAGCCUACCACUACUACUACCACUGAGGAAACUACUACUACUACUACUGAACCUACCACUACUACUACCACUGAGGAAACUACCACUACUACUACGACUGAAGAAACUACCACUACUACUACUGAACCUACCACUACUACUACCACUGAGGAAACUACCACUACUACCGAGCCUACCACUACUACUACGACUGAAGAAACUACCACUACUACUACUACUGAACCUACCACUACUACUACUACUGAGGAAACUACCACUACUACCGAGCCUACCACUACUACUACGACUGAAGAAACUACCACUACUACUACUACUGAACCUACCACUACUACUACCACUGAGGAAACUACCACUACUACCGAGCCUACCACUACUACUACGACUGAAGAAACUACCACUACCACCGAGCCAACUACUACUACUACCACUAAAGAAACUACCACUACUACCACUGAGCCAACUACUACUACUACUGAAGAAACAACUACUACUACAACUGAAGAAACAACUACUACUACCACUGAGCCAACUACUACUACUACUGAAGAAACAACUACUACUACAACUGAAGAAACUACUACUACUACUGAAGAAACAACUACUACUACAACUGAAGAAACUACUACUACUACUGAGCCAACUACCACUACUACAACUAAGGAAACAACUACCACUACCACUGAGCCAACUACUACUACCACUGAGUCAACUACCACUACUACCACUGAAGAAACAACUACUACUACUGAGCCUACUACCACUACUACCACCGAGGAAACUACUACUACUACUGAAGAAACAACUACUACUACUGAGCCAACUACCACUACUACAACUAAGGAAACAACUACCACUACCACUGAGCCAACUACUACUACCACUGAGUCAACUACCACUACUACCACUGAAGAAACAACUACUACUACUGAGCCAACUACUACUACUACUGAAGAAACAACUACUACCACUGAGCCAACUACUACUACUACUGAAGAAACAACUACUACUACCGAGCCUACUACCACUACUAUGACUGAGCCAACAACCACUAUGACUGAGCCAACUACCACUACUAUGACUGAGCCAACUACCACUAUGACUGAGCCAACUACCACUACUAUGACUGAGCCAACUACCACUAUGACUGAGCCAACUACCACUAUAACUGAGCAAACUACCACUAUAACUGAGCAAACUACCACUAUAACUGAGCCAACUACCACUAUAACUGAGCCAACUACCACUACUAUGACUGAGCCAACUACCACCACUAUAACUGAGCUAACUACCACUGCCACUGAGCCAACCACUACUACCAUUGAGCCAACCACCACUACCACUGAGCCGACCAUCACUACGUCUUGCAGAACAUAUUCGGUGUGGAAGGGUCACCAAAAUCAUGAAUAUUGCGUAACAUCUACCAUAUGCGAUAGCCAAUGGGACGUGAAAUCUAUGUCCUGGACGACAAAGGUUCACCCUGAUCAUCGCCCUGAUCAUCGCCCUGAUCACCGCCCUGAUCACCGCCCUGAUCACCGCCCUGAUCACCGCCCUGACCACCGCCCUGAUCACUGA
Molecule: messenger RNA, 2592 nt
Organism: Penicillium angulare
Lineage: Eukaryota; Fungi; Ascomycota; Eurotiomycetes; Eurotiales; Aspergillaceae
Exons: 1
Coding region: 1-2592 (863 amino acids)
Source: RefSeq, a predicted model, not a curated record